GCUAGCAAGCCAACCGUAAACUAUGAGAGAAUCUAAUGUAAUCUAUUCACUGACGCUUGAGUUUCCAAUGGUCAAAGCAGCCGGGACAGCUAGCUAGCCUGACAUUAGAUAGAUCCUCCUACAACCAAGGUUCUGCCAGGUCAUCGGGAUGUCAAGACGUGUUUACAGUGAGCCCCAAACGUUGAUCUGAAGUUGCAAGUGUUGUCAACGGAACAUAUUUAUUGGAAAGGGAGGUGUUUUAAGCUUCACAGCACGCGCCUGGAUGGCUACGUACAGGUUCUGUACCGGUACAGGUUUUCUGUACCGGUGGUACCUGGUACCACAAGCACUGUUGCCUCUCAAGCGACUAAAAAUCACACGUCAUUUGCCGAAGACCAUGACGAGAAUUCUUCGGUGCGUGAGUGGUGUGAAGUUCGGCUGCCACAGAAGAAAUUCCUUUGGACUUUUCGCCCUUUGCCAUCAAUUGGAGGCAUCACCAGAUUCGAACAAUGUGAUGUCAUUCAACGCUGCAUUCUAUUGGAGAAAACUCCAAUGCUGGAGACGAGUUGCCAAGGCUGCUCGGCCCUGGAGCCACAAACUCGCUCCAUCAGCUGAAUGAUGGCACCGAUUCCGGCAGCUUGGAGUCAAGACGUUGAGAGGUCAUAAAUUGUCGAUUGUAGAACAGUUUUCGACGCUCUCGUCCUUUAGUGGCCCACCAUGUUCACGUACGAUACAUCCUUUAACUCUGAAGCAUGGGCAACGGACUGCAUGGAGUUCAGCCAGAGAUUGGAGCACUUGCGGAUCCAGCUACCCCUCGGCAUCUACAACAUUGCUGAAGUCCACAAGGCCAUGGAGGAGAAUCUUGAAUUACUUCUUCAGACCAAGGCAUUGACCCUAUUGAUGCCAAGAGGAGAUGAUUGGGUGGGCUUGCAAGAAAAAGUCAUUGGUUUCUGCGGCUAUCUUUGUGUCUCUUUGCCCCAGUUGGAGUCAUUGAACUUGGGGCUGCUCAGCCCAGGAUGGCAUUUCGAGGCAGAAAGGGCUUGCUUUCCGGUUCGUGCACUCGAGGCUUUUGUGGACCAGAUACCCCACUUGAAGGCAAUGUCAUUGGAAAAAAUCAAGUUUUGUGCAGAUCAGAACAAUGCCGUGGAAGCAGAAGAUGACAUCUCAAAUGUAAUUGCCAGGGCCUUGAAGGACCAUCCCAGUUUGGAGAAAUUUGAAUGGCGAGGAUGUUGUUUCGACCCUGUCUCUAUGGAUGGGUUUGACCCAAUUUUGACCUCCUUGGCCUCCAUAUCCACUUUGCAAGUCAUGAUUGUAAAGGUUUCCGAUAAAGACAAUUUGAAUGACGAUACGAUUAGCUCCAAACUGGAUGACAUUGCCACUGGAUGUCCAAGGUUGAGAGUCCUCAAGCUGGAAGGUAUCUACGUCAAUGAUUUUACCCAGAAGACGGCAUUGAAACAAUGCCGCAAACUGGAGCAGCUGGAACUAAACCUCAAGCUUGAAGAGUCGGCCCUUCGGGUGGUACCUGCCAUGGGACAGGCAUUCGCCAAACUUCUCAAACCAGAAUCAUCCACUCUGGAAUCACUUUGGAUCAAGCUACACUUCAAACAGCCACCAGUGCCUCGUUUUCCACAUGUACCCCAACCACAGAAUGUGGUUUUACAGGUCGGCAAUGGUCAAUCUCGAAAGAAGCGAAAGCUUCGCGCCACUCAAAAGUUUCACGACGAGAUCAGUUCCUCCUUGUGCAACAAUACCAAGCUCAAAGUCUUGGGUAUUCUCUUCCAUGACGAUACCACAAAUGCGGACGAAGAAAAUGGCACCUUAUUACCAGUUUUGAAUGCCAAAUCCUUUCACAAGUGUGUCGCCAACAACCGGACAUUGAAAAAUCUGUGCAUUCCGCUGUGCGGACACGAUGAAGUCAUUCGCUUUUAUCUCAUGGUCAACAGGACGGAAAUGUUCUAUCGGUUUUCCCUGGAGCCCUCUUGUCGGGCUCUGUUGGAGGAUUUUCUGCAAGUACUCGUGGAGCAGUGGUGCCAUCAAACCUCCGAGCUACAUCACCUGUCAUUAGUCUACUACUAUCUCCGACAAAUGCCCAUUUUGAUUCCAUCGUCCUCACGGCCCGAGUGAAAAGGAUGUGGUUGCUGUUUAGGUGCCAUAGUGGCCCCCAGUGCUUCCUCGAUUGUCAUGCCGUUGCGAUGGGUGCAACUUUGAAAAUAUACUGCGCCAAAAAAUUCCAUUUAGCAGCUACAAGCUCCAAUCUCUUUUGUCCCCAUGCGGGUCAAGCUAGCAAGGCCCACCUCUCCCCUCUGUGACCAAAGGGGUGGUGUUGAUUCUGUCUUCUGUAUCUGCGGUCCUACAUGUGCUACCGUACAGUUACAGUAUACGCUUAUAUCCGAAUGAUUGGGGCCUGCAGUUCAAGAGGCAACUUCCAAUCUGAUUCCCUGGUGUGAACGUGGCAUGCUGCCGUAUGGAAGGAGACCGAGAUUGCAAGAUCCCCCAGAAGACAAUCUCACGUGGGUUAGAGUAGGUAGAUUAUCUACUGAAGCCAGCCGGAGCCUGAGGGACUCCUUCUGGGAUCGUAGAUGAGAGGCCUUCUUGCCCCAAGUCUGCUCGCUGCGGGGAGGUUGCUUUGUUUAGGCUAGCGAGCUAGAGGAGCCUCAUGGAAGUCAACCGCUACCUGUCCGUUGUAUUUAUUUUAGAAGCGCAUCCAGUUCACUUUGGGGAUCUUGGAGAGACAGCUGAUACGGUAGGAACUAAUGUAAAUGCAGUCUAUCUACUAGCUAGCUACUCUUAACACUAGCUCGCCUUUGCCUUUGCAUUCUUGCU
This is a messenger RNA of Seminavis robusta, 2802 nucleotides long. Lineage: Eukaryota; Bacillariophyta; Bacillariophyceae; Naviculales; Naviculaceae. The record is from the annotation of a GenBank genome assembly.